AUGGUUAAGGUCUCCGAGCAGUCCGCUCCCAAGGCCUCCAACCCCUACGGUCCAAGACCGGAGGACUUCCUCUCAAAUGUCCGCAACUUCAAGAUCAUCGAGUCCACCCUGAGAGAAGGUGAGCAGUUCGCCAACGCGUUUUUCACCACCGAGAAGAAGAUCGAAAUCGCCAAGGCUUUGGACGACUUUGGUGUUGACUACAUCGAGCUCACCUCCCCCGCUGCUUCUGAGCAGUCCCGUUUGGACUGUGAGAAGAUUUGCAAGCUCGGCUUGAAGGCCAAGAUCCUUACUCACAUUCGAUGCCACAUGGACGACGCAAGAAUUGCUGUCGAGACUGGUGUUGACGGUGUUGAUGUCGUUAUCGGUACUUCAUCUUUCCUCCGUGAGCACUCCCACGGAAAGGACAUGGCUUACAUCACCAAGACUGCCAUUGAGGUCAUCAACUUCGUCAAGAGCAAGGGUAUUGAGAUCCGUUUCUCGUCUGAGGACUCCUUCCGUUCCGACCUUGUCGACCUUCUCUCCAUCUACCGCACUGUUGACCAGAUCGGUGUCAACCGUGUCGGUAUUGCUGAUACCGUCGGUUGCGCCAACCCCCGCCAGGUCUACGACCUUGUCCGUACCCUCCGUGGUGUCGUUUCUUGCGACAUCGAGACCCACUUCCACAACGACACCGGUAUGGCUAUUGCCAACGCCUACUGUGCCCUCGAGGCCGGUGCCACCCACAUCGACACCUCCGUCCUCGGUAUCGGAGAGCGUAACGGUAUCACCCCCCUUGGUGGUUUGAUCGCCCGUAUGUACACCGCCGACAAGGAGUACGUCAUGAACAAGUACAAGCUCCACCAGCUCCGUGACCUCGAGAACUUGGUCGCCGACGCUGUCGAGAUCACCGUUCCCUUCAACAACUACAUCACCGGUUACUGUGCCUUCACCCACAAGGCCGGUAUCCAUGCCAAGGCUAUCCUUGCCAACCCCUCUACCUACGAGAUCUUGAACCCCUCCGACUUCGGUAUGUCCCGUUACGUUCACAUCGCUUCCCGCUUGACUGGAUGGAACGCCAUCAAGUCUCGUGCUGAGCAGUUGAACUUGGACAUGACCGACGAGCAGGUCAAGAUGGUUACUGCCAAGAUCAAGCAGAUGGCUGAUAUCCGCACUUUGGCCAUGGAGGACGUCGACUCUUUGUUGCGUUCCUUCCACGCUGCCAUCUUGACCGGUGACAAGGAGCGUAUCGAGAAGGCUCUCCAGGUCGACGCCCUUAUCCCCGCUCCCGAGGUCGCCCUGGCAGAGGUCAACGCUGCCAAGGCUGUUGCUGGUCAGCAGUAG
Messenger RNA from Saitoella complicata NRRL Y-17804, 1320 nucleotides. RefSeq names its product homocitrate synthase mitochondrial precursor. NCBI's taxonomy places the organism in Eukaryota, Fungi, Ascomycota, Saitoellomycetes, Saitoellales, Saitoellaceae. The record is from RefSeq and is a predicted model, not a curated record. Gene Ontology annotation, cellular component: mitochondrion. The transcript has a single exon. Gene Ontology annotation, molecular function: homocitrate synthase activity. The coding region runs from base 1 to 1320 and encodes 439 amino acids.